UCUAAAUAAAAACACCAUAAACCCCUGAUCAUCAUCCCAAAAAUAGUCAACCUCACUACACGACGUCGUUUAACUGAACUACCACCACCACCACCGGAAAAAUAAUAAUUAAAAUAAUAUUAUGGUGCACAACGCUUACGAUUCUCUAGAACUACUAUCCAACUGUCCAAACAAAAUCGACGCCGUCGAAUCCUACAAUUCAAAUCUACUCAUCGCUUGUUCAGACGGAUCUCUUCGAAUCUACGUUCCACAAUCUUCCACGUCAUCAUCAUCAUCAUCACCACCACCGUCGGAUCGUCAUCAAGCUGAAACCCUAGAUUUAAAAAAAGAAGCUUACGUAUUAGAAAGAACAGUUAAUGGAUUCUCAAGGAGACCUAUGGUGGCAAUGGAAGUGUUGGAUUCAAGAGAAUUAUUGCUUUCGCUUUCGGAAUCGAUUUCGUUUCAUAAACUUCCUAAUUUGGAGACUCUUGCGGUUAUUACGAAAGCGAAAGGAGCGAAUGCGUAUUCGUGGGAUGAUAAGAGAGGGUUUUUGUGUUUUGCUAGACAGAAAAGAGUUUGUAUUUUUAGACAUGAUGGAGGACGUGGAUUUGUGGAGGUGAAAGAGUUUGGUGUACCGGAUUAUGUGAAGUCUAUGUCUUGGUGUGGAGAUAAUAUAUGCUUAGGGAUUAGGAGAGAGUAUACUAUACUGAAUGCUACGAAUGGUGCAUUAACGGAGGUGUUUCCGUCGGGGAGGAUUGCUCCACCUUUAGUUGUGUCUCUUCCAUCCGGAGAACUUCUUCUAGGGAAGGAUAACAUUGGAGUGCUUGUGGACCAAAAUGGCAAGCUCCUCCAAGAAGGCAGGAUUUGUUGGUCUGAGGCUCCAGCGAUAGUUGUCAUUCAGAAGCCAUAUGCUACAGCUCUUCUACCAAGACAUAUUGAGAUACGGUCUUUAAGAGUCCCUUACGCCUUGAUACAAACAGUUGUUCUUCGUGAUGUCCGCCUUAUUCACCAAGGAAAGAAUGCUGUAAUUGUUGCUUUAAACAAUUCUGUUUACGGAUUAUUUCCUGUUCCUCUUGGAGCACAGAUUGUACAAUUGACAGCCUCUGGAAAUUUUGAGGAAGCCCUGGCAUUAUGUAAGUUGCUGCCACCCGAAGAUUCAAAUCUCCGAGCCUCAAAGGAGCAGUCAAUUCAUGUAAGAUAUGCACACUAUCUGUUUGAAAAUGGGAGUUAUGAGGAGGCCAUGGAGCACUUUGUGGCAUCUCAAGUAGAAAUAACAUAUGUGCUGGCUUUAUAUCCAUCUAUUCUUAUCCCCAAGUCGUCUCUGGUUGGUGAACCAGAUAAACUUCUUGAUGUCAGUGGAGAGGUGUAUUUAUCAAGAGCCUCGUCUGGUUUGUCAGAUGAUAUGGAUCCUUCUUCAACUUCUCAUCUACUGGAAUAUGAUGAGAGUUCAGCUCUUGAGUCAAAGAAAAUGUCUCACAAUACUUUAAUGGCACUCGUCAAGUUCCUGCAGAAGAAGAGGAACCACAUAAUCGGAAAGGCGGCUGCUGAGGGAACAGAAGAGGCCAUUUCAGAUGCUGUUGGGCAUUCCUUUGUUUCAUAUGAAAGCAACCGUGUCAAGAGAUCAAACAAGGGCAGAGUCAACAUUCCCCUGGACUCUGGUGCUAGAGAGAUGGCUGCAAUAUUGGACACUGCACUUCUCCAGGCCCUGCUUCUGACUGGACAGUCUGCUGCUGCUUUGGAUUUACUAAAAGGACUCAACUAUUGUGAUUUGAAAAUAUCCGAGGAGAUAUUACGCAAUGGAAAUCACUAUUUAUGUUUGUUAGAGCUUUACAGAGGCAACUCACUACAUCGUGAAGCUCUCACACUUCUUCAUAACUUAAUUGAGGAGUCCAAAUCAGAUGAACCAAAAAUUGAGCUCAGCCAAAAGUUCAAGCCGGAGAUGAUAAUCGAAUAUCUCAAACCUUUGUGUGUGAUUGACCCAAUGAUUGUACUGGAAUAUUCGAUGCUUGUUCUUGAAAGUUGUCCGACACAAACUAUUGAGCUCUUCUUAUCUGGAAACAUUCCAGCAGAUUUGGUUAACUCAUACUUAAAGCAGCAUGCUCCGAGCAUGCAGGCUACAUACUUAGAGUUGAUGCUGUCAAUGAAUGAAAAUGGCAUCUCUGGGAAUCUGCAGAGUGAAAUGGUGCAAAUAUAUCUUUCGGAAGUGCUUGAAUGGUAUGCUGAUCUCACUGCUCAGAAAAAGUGGGAUGAGAAAGUUUAUACCCCAGCAAGGAAAAAGCUCUUGUCAGCAUUGGAGGGUAUUUCAGGAUAUACUCCGGAGAUUUUGUUGAAGCGACUACCAACAGAUGCUCUAUUUGAAGAACGGGCACUCCUACUAGGGAAAAUGAACCAGCACGAACUUGCAUUGUCCAUAUAUAUUCAUAAGCUUCAUGUUCCAGACAUGGCACUGUCCUACUGUGAUCGGGUGUAUGAGUCAGGGCUUCAUCAACAGCCUGCAAAAGCUCCUGGCAACAUAUACCUAACUUUACUACAAAUCUAUCUGAAUCCCCAGAGAACUACGAAAGAUAUUGAAAAAAGAAUCAAUAAUCUAGUUUCAUCUCCAAGUCCAAAGGUUAGCUGGACAUCACUUAAAGGUAAAGGAAGAGGGUUAGGUAAGAAAAUUGCGGAUAUUGAAGGUGCAGAAGAUACCAGAAUAAGCCUAAGUGGUACAGAUAGUGGGAAAAGUGAUGGUGAUGGUGAUGGGGAUGAGGAAGCGAUUUCCAAUAUCAUGCUAGAUGAAGUGCUUGAUGUUUUGAGCCAGAGGUGGGACCGAGUCCAGGGAGCACAGGCCCUCAAGCUCUUACCUAAAGAGACUAAGCUACAGAACUUACUUCCGUUUCUUGGACCUCUUCUGAGAAAAACCAGUGAAGCACACCGCAACUAUUCUGUCAUUAAGAGACUCAGAGAAAGUGAAAACCUCCAGACUAAAGAUCAACUAUACAGCCAAAGAAAAGUGGAUGUGAAGAUCACAGCUGACAGCAUGUGUUCCCUUUGUAACAAGAAGAUAGGAACCAGUGUUUUUGCCGUCUAUCCUAAUGGAAACACAAUCGUGCAUUUUGUUUGCUUUCGUGAUUCUCAGAAUAUGAGAGCUAGUGGAAAAGGAUCAGCGCUAAGGAGAAUAAGAUAAAACACAUUUGGUAAACUAAUUUUGCGAGAGCCUUAAAUUAACGCCAAAUCAUGCGUUCAAUCUUCCUCCAAAAUUGGAUUAUUUGCUUGGCAUGGUAGCCAAGGGUGGCUAAGUUUUCAUUGAAUAUCCAUGGCUCAACAGCGAAAGCAGAAAGCAACGUGUAAAGGUUCUUGUUUCGUUUUGUAAAGUUUAUGGUUUUUUUUUUUUUUGGGGCGAAGAGUUCUAAGUGGUGUGAGUUUGGUACUUUGGUCAGUGUGAGAUUGGAAUGAUAUCUGCACUAUGAAAGAUGUAUUUAUAAAUGUAUUGAAAUUGUGUGCAUAGACACUAAGUUUAAACUUUCAUAUGUAAUGUACACUUGUCUUAAAGAAAUGAAGAGAAAUAGAGUUUUAUGGUA
Messenger RNA from Erigeron canadensis, 3539 nucleotides. Its product is annotated as vacuolar sorting protein 39-like. The transcript has 12 exons. Gene Ontology annotation, cellular component: cytoplasm; membrane. Gene Ontology annotation, biological process: vesicle-mediated transport; autophagy; endosomal vesicle fusion. The record is from RefSeq and is a predicted model, not a curated record. NCBI's taxonomy places the organism in Eukaryota, Viridiplantae, Streptophyta, Magnoliopsida, Asterales, Asteraceae. Bases 122 to 3145 code for a protein of 1007 amino acids.